This is a messenger RNA of Rotaria sordida, 1866 nucleotides long. NCBI's taxonomy places the organism in Eukaryota, Metazoa, Rotifera, Eurotatoria, Philodinida, Philodinidae. The record is from the annotation of a GenBank genome assembly.
AUGGUAACAAGUUCAAUAUAUAUUGAGAAAAGUCUAACGAGCAUCUUGACCGGAUUACAACAUGAAUUAUGUAAUAAUCAAAUAUCAGUAGUUAAAAAAAACCAUCUUACUCUUCAACGAUUAACAAAUUUUAUAGCUGAAUUAAAUUGUGAUUUUUUUCAUGAGAAAUUAAAAGAUCGUUUAAGAGAUAAUAUUAAUUUUUUACAUGUUAUACCAACGUCAUUAGAGCCUUUAACAGAUGAUUGGGGACGAUGUACAUAUUUUUUUUCAAUAAUUGGAACAUAUAAAUUAUUAAUUUAUCAACCAGUUGCAAUUCAUGAUAAUUGUCAACAAAAUGGAGCAAUUCUUGGUAUGGGAUGUGCAUGUUUUCUGGCUGAUUUUGCUACAUAUUUAUGCUGUUUAUAUCAAGAAAAUUGUUUUAAAAUGAAAUUAGAUUCAUCAAAUUUUCAUCCAAAUGUUUAUGAAAUAUCAUUAGAAACAUGUUUACAGAAAUUUGUUGAUGAAGAUCGAGAUGCUCACGGACGAUUAAUUGAAAUAAAAGAUCUUCUAUUAAAUCUUUCGGGAAAAGAUGAAGUAAAAUAUGAAAUAUAUCAACCUUAUUUUUAUGCAAAAGAUAUUGAAGUAUUACGUGGAGAAAAACAAAAUAUAACUACAAAUUUUUAUAAAAAAAUUUCAGAUGAAGAAUUUAUAUCUAUUUUAGAAAAACGUGAUGAUUGUCGUACAUAUCAACAUAUUGAAAAUUAUUUUAAUGAUAAUUCAUCAAAUGUUAAACAAUGUUUAUUUUUCCUUAAAUCAGAACCAUGGAAAAUUAUUCGUGAUAUUUUAAUGAGUAAAAAUGGAAUAUUUAGAGAUCCAAUAUUGGCAAGACGUUGGUUAACUAUGACUUUUGAUGUAUUUGAACAACAACUUCAAUCAAGUAUUUCAAUGUCUUCAAAGACUACAUCCAUUGCUACUGUUACCAACGUUUCAAAUGAUAUUGAGACACUUGAACGUAAUUAUGAUUUAUUGAGGAAUGAAAAAUUAAUGGAAUAUUUUACACAAGUUCAACGAAGUCUUCAAAGUUUAUUUCAAUCAGCAGUUAUAGCUGAUGCUGAUAUAUUUGCUAUUCAACAAUCUGAUUUUAAUAGAAGUAUUCAAGUCAUAGCUGAUUUAGUUCCUGAAGCAAAAACUAUUUUACAAAGUAUAUCGAAUAUUAUUGUAUCAAUUAGUCAAAAAGGAAUUAAAAAAAAAUUAGAUGAAUUAUGUAAUUUAUGUGUACGUUUUCCAUGUUUACCUGAAUUACUUGCAAGAAAAAUAACUAUUAUGAAACGAGAUUUUAUUAUGAAUUUAAAAGAUAAUGGUACAAUUGGUUUAUAUUCAAAACUUGACAGAAUUAUUAUAGCAAAUAAUCGUACAAAAGAUUGGUCUAUUCAACAAAGAUUAGCUCUUCGUGAUACAAAAGUAUUAGAAGCAUGUUGUAUUCAACUAAUAUGUAAAGAAGAUAUUAAUCCAUUAAGAGAAUCACAUGCUGAAGAUAUCGUGAAUAAAAUAAGUAAUGCAUUUAAGAAUACACAAUUAAAUAUACAAUUAUCAAAAGAUUUAUCAAUUAAUGAACAGCCAACUUUCUUUCAUCGACGAGAACCAUUUUCAAUACCAAAUUCAUUUUUUGAUCAACAUACUAAUCAUAAAUUUAUGAAACGUAUGGCUAAUAAUGAAGAUCCUAUUGAAUAUCGUGAUCGAGUUAAACAAUAUUUGAUGGAAUUAAAUGCUGAUAAAAUACAAGACUUAUUAGGUUCAAUUGAUCCAUCUGAUAGUCAACUCAAUCCUCUUUUUAUUUUACUUUUGGAAGUCAAAAAAGAGAAGAAACAUGUUUGUAUUAUAUCAUAG